Molecule: messenger RNA, 1949 nt
Organism: Mandrillus leucophaeus (drill)
Lineage: Eukaryota; Metazoa; Chordata; Mammalia; Primates; Cercopithecidae
Gene: SLC6A13
Product: solute carrier family 6 (neurotransmitter transporter), member 13
Exons: 13
Coding region: 90-1622 (510 amino acids)
Biological process (GO): sodium ion transmembrane transport; neurotransmitter transport
Cellular component (GO): plasma membrane
Molecular function (GO): gamma-aminobutyric acid:sodium:chloride symporter activity
Source: RefSeq, a predicted model, not a curated record
CACACUUUAAAUAGCCGGCACCUUCCCCUUCCCCCUUAGAUAAUUCUUCUCCCCGACUGGACCUCUGGCGGCAACUUCAGUAAGGUGGGAUGGAUAGCAGGGCCUCAGGCACAGCCAGUAAUGGAGAGACAAAGCCAGUGUAUCCAGACAUGGAAAAGAAGGAGGAAGAUGGCACCCUGGAGCGAGGGCACUGGAACAACAAGAUGGAGUUUGUGCUGUCAGUGGCCGGGGAGAUCAUUGGGCUGGGCAACGUCUGGAGGUUUCCCUAUCUCUGCUACAAAAAUGGGGGAGAACACUGUGUGGAGUUCCAGAAGACCAAUGGCUCCCUGAAUGGUACCUCUGAGAACGCCACCUCUCCCGUCAUCGAGUUCUGGGAGCGGCGGGUCUUGAAGAUCUCUGAUGGGAUCCAGCACCUGGGGGCCCUGCGCUGGGAGCUGGCUCUGUGCCUCCUGCUGGCCUGGGUCAUCUGCUACUUCUGCAUCUGGAAGGGGGUCAAGUCCACAGGCAAGGUGGUGUACUUCACGGCCACAUUUCCUUACCUCAUGCUGGUGGUCCUGUUAAUUCGAGGGGUGACGUUGCCUGGGGCAGCCCAAGGAAUUCAGUUUUACCUGUACCCAAACCUCACGCGUCUGUGGGAUCCCCAGGUGUGGAUGGAUGCGGGCACCCAGAUCUUCUUCUCCUUCGCCAUCUGUCUUGGGUGCCUGACAGCCCUGGGCAGCUACAACAAAUACCACAACAACUGCUACAGGGACUGCCUCGCCCUCUGCUUCCUCAACAGCGGCACCAGCUUUGUGGCCGGCUUCGCCAUCUUCUCCAUCCUGGGCUUCAUGUCCCAGGAGCAGGGGGUGCCCAUUUCUGAGGUGGCCGAGUCAGGCCCUGGCCUGGCUUUCAUCGCUUACCCGCGGGCCGUGGUGAUGCUGCCCUUCUCUCCUCUCUGGGCCUGCUGUUUCUUCUUCAUGGUCGUUCUCCUGGGACUGGAUAGUCAGUUUGUGUGUGUAGAAAGCCUGGUGACAGCGCUGGUGGACAUGUACCCGCGCGUGUUCCGCAAGAAGAACCGGAGGGAAGUCCUCAUCCUUGGAGUAUCUGUCGUCUCCUUCCUUGUAGGGCUGGUCAUGCUCACGGAGGGCGGAAUGUAUGUGUUCCAGCUCUUCGACUACUAUGCCGCCAGUGGCAUGUGUCUCCUGUUCGUGGCCAUCUUUGAGUCCCUCUGUGUGGCUUGGGUUUACGGAGCCAGACGUUUCUACGACAACAUCGAAGACAUGAUUGGGUACAGGCCGUGGCCUCUUAUCAAAUACUGUUGGCUGUUCCUCACGCCAGCUGUGUGCACAGCCACCUUCCUCUUCUCCCUGAUCAAGUACACUCCGCUGACCUACAACAAAAAAUACACGUACCCGUGGUGGGGCGAUGCCCUGGGCUGGCUUCUGGCUCUCUCCUCCAUGGUCUGCAUUCCUGCCUGGAGCCUCUACAGACUUGGCACCCUCAAGGGCCCCUUCAGAGAGAGAAUCCGUCAGCUCAUGUGCCCAGCUGAGGACCUGCCCCAGCGGAACCCAGCAGGACCCUCGGCUCCCGCCACCCCCAGGACCUCGCUGCUCAGACUCACAGAGCUAGAGUCUCACUGUUAGGGGCAGGCCCUGGGAUGGUGCCUGUGAGCCUGGCCGUGGGGAUGGCUGCAGAGGGGACAGGGCAGAAGCAGCUGCAUGUGCUUCCCUGCCCCGCACCUAGAGUGGAUAAGACAAAAGGGGUGUUUUGGAAUCCACCUGCCGAGCUGGAGGCCUCCCACUCCCACUUUUCAGCUCGGGAGUUGCUGAACAGAUGUGCAAGGCCAGUGCCAAGAGUGCCCCUUUGAGACCCUUGGGAAGCUGGGUGGGGGCUGGUGGGUGGGGCGAGACUGUUGCUGGCUUCGAGCCCCCUCACCCUUCAUUCCAUUAAAUCCACAUUCUUCCCGCUGA